AUGACCGCAUCUACUCCAAAGUCUGAGGAGGGUCCCCAGUUGAGCAGAGUCACGAUCGCUGUCAUAGGCGUAGGUCCAGCAGGGCUGUCCGCAAUCAAGGCUUUGAGAGAAGAAGGUUUUGAGGCCAUAGGUUUCGAACGGCGAGAACGUGUAGGCGGCGUUUGGUCCUACAGCUCCAACUCAAGAUACACAUCAGUAGUCCCGGAAACGGUUUCCAAUGUUAGCAGAUUUGUUUCUGGAUUUAGUGACUUUCCAGUCCCAAAAGAUCUGCCUCCGUAUAUGACUGGCGCACAGGUUGGAGAGUUCUUGGAAUCGUAUGCCCGUCAUUUUGAUCUUGAAAAGCAUAUCCGUUUCGAAACAACUGUCCGCAAGAUACUUCGUGACAAGGCAGACAAGGCAUGGAACGUCCAUAUCAUCAGGCCUGACGGGCGCGAUCAAAUUCUAAAGUUUGACAAGGUUGUUGUCGGCUCUGGAUCCGAAAGCAUUCCGUCAUGGCCUCCAAUGCCGGGGAGAAAGAUCUUCCAAGGAACUGUCAUUCAUGGCCAGAGCUAUCGCAAACCAGAAGAAUUUUCUGGCCAGAGGGUCCUCGUUGUUGGAAUAGGAAACACAGCCUGUGAAGUGUCGCUCAGCCUCACCAGGCAUGCGUCCAAGGUGUACCAGUCCUAUCGCCGCGGUCGAAUCAUUAUCUCACGAUACGACGACAAUGGCGUGCCCACGGACCUGACUCCCUGGACUUCUCUACAGUUCAAGUACAUGACAGAGCAUAAGGUGCCAUGGAUUGCCAAUCGUUUGGCUAACAGCCUCACGGAAGAUACCAUGUUUCGAGGCAUGGCACGUUACGAUCUUGACACCAGCUUAUCGGAGAGCCAAAAAUACAAACGCGCCCAAGAGAGAAUCAGGGGAGAAUGGCGUCUGAUUCCACACGCCAACAUGGAGUUCACGCAUCCUGCUGUGCAAGACGACUUCAUGGGAGCACUCUACUCAGGCGCUGUUGCUCCUGUACACGGGUUCAGGGCUUUUGUAGGCGAGAACAGUGUGCUUCUCGGCGACGGAUCUACGGUCGACGUUGAUGCUGUCAUCUUCUGUACCGGCUACAACCUUGACUACAGCCUCAUGCCAGAGCUAGAAAUGGAUGGCGCUUGUGGCGUGCCCCUGACAACAGCUGGUCAAGCAAACAAGAUGAAUGACCCUCGCGUACCCCAGGAGGUUUCCCUUCCGCGACUACACCACAUGAUUUUCCCGCCAAAGUGGGCUUCAUCUGUUGCCUUUCUCAGCUGGAUCUCAGCUUUGGAGACAGCAUGGUGCGUUUGCGAACUGGCGUCGAUGGCUGUGACCCAGAUCUGGGCGGCUGAGACUUCUAUCCAACAAGGAUCUCCAGCACCGCCACGCGGGUACAGAAAGCUCGCGCAGCUUCCAAGCGUGGCUGAUAUGAAUGCCUCGGUUGACGAUUAUCAUACUUGGUGGCGUCUCGGACGCACCAAGGAGCCAUCAGCACAUGCUGGUCUGAUCCGUCCGUAUCCUUUCUACCGGUUCUUGCACGACAUGGCUGGCACUGGCAUGUACGAAAAUGCUGGUCCCAAGUUCAGUCUGCGCAACCUGAAGCUACGGUUCACGGACAGAAGUCUCUACAACUGUCUCGCUCGGGGUCCGCCCAGUAGCCACAUAUGGCGUGUGUUUAACACAAACCCGAGGGGAAUCCCCGGUUGCGGGAGACGAGCAUGGCCUCAAGCCAGACAGAUGGUCGAAGAUGCGGUAAGUAUGUGA
Molecule: messenger RNA, 1764 nt
Organism: Fusarium verticillioides 7600
Lineage: Eukaryota; Fungi; Ascomycota; Sordariomycetes; Hypocreales; Nectriaceae
Exons: 5
Coding region: 1-1764 (587 amino acids)
Molecular function (GO): NADP binding; flavin adenine dinucleotide binding; N,N-dimethylaniline monooxygenase activity
Source: RefSeq, a predicted model, not a curated record